Acaulospora morrowiae is the source of this 125-nucleotide messenger RNA. Lineage: Eukaryota; Fungi; Glomeromycota; Glomeromycetes; Diversisporales; Acaulosporaceae. The record is from the annotation of a GenBank genome assembly.
GGGACAAUACUACAUUGGAAUGUGAACUUAUUCACGACAUGGCAGUCGAGACUGGGAUGAGAUUUACAAUCCGUGAAGGAGGUAAAACAGUUGGAACUGGUGUCAUCGUUGAAAUUCAUGAAUAA